Molecule: messenger RNA, 452 nt
Organism: Cokeromyces recurvatus
Lineage: Eukaryota; Fungi; Mucoromycota; Mucoromycetes; Mucorales; Mucoraceae
Exons: 1
Coding region: 244-441 (65 amino acids)
Source: RefSeq, a predicted model, not a curated record
AAAAAAAGCACCUACGUUUGUUGUUGAUAAUAAUGAUUAUUUUUAGGUUCCAUCGUAAAGUGGGAGGGGUGUGUGUGUGUGUGUGUGUGUGUGAUAAUGUCAUCACAAGUCAAUGGGUCAUCUUACAUAGUGGGUUUUUUUUUAUUCUAAACUGUAUAUGAUAAUAGGGUCAUUGAUGUUAGUUUACAAAUUCGUGAUUUAUACAAGAAAACAUUUGUGACACCCAACAAAGCCAUUUCUGACAUGAUUCGUUCAUUUUAUAAUAAAGGCAUAAAGCGUACGUCCAAGUCAACUUUAACGACAAUUUGGGUUGGUAUUAAUGAUAUUGAUUUAACAUAUAACUGGAAUCAAACAAAUGCUCUUGAUUUACACAUUAUGCAAGAAUAUGAAAGCCUUGUAGUAAAGUAUACCGAGUUUAUGUGUGUAUGUUAUUCUUAUUAAAUAAAUUAAAA